UUCCACGCUUGCUCUGAUCGUCUGUCCUGCCUCCUUUCACGAACCUGAGCGCAUCUGAGCGCAUCUGAACGCACUUGAACGCAUCCGAAUAUAUCUGAACACACUUGAACGCACCUGCAUUCCCCUCGUCAGACAAGCCCUGUCAUCUGGGACACCACCAUGUCAUUCAUCAGCUCGAUAUUUGGAGGAUCCAAGACUUCCCUGCAAUCUCGGCCCGGCGAGCCAGACGAAGGCGAGGAGCGAUACUUUGGGCUGGAAAACUAUGGCAACACCUGUUACUGCAAUUCGGUGCUCCAGGCCCUGUACUUUUGCAAGCCCUUCCGAGACUGUCUCCAGCACUACAGUUACCCACGGUCGGCCGCCUUCCUCGCUGCCACAUACGAGGGCAUUCCUCUGAAAGCCCAGGGCUCCACCCCCACGGCCGGUAUCUCGCCGCUGCCACCAGCGUCAUCGACAUCGCCAUCUGGAACGGCAUUACCAGCGGCACCGUCGGGCCCAAAGCCCAACAGUACCGGAAAUGUCAUCCAGACCAUUCUCAAGCCCAGCAGCGGCGGCGCUAAGUUGAUCAAGGCCAAGUCCAAGUCUGCGAAAUCGCUAUGGGGCAACAAGACGGACGUCGAAAUUGAAGCGGCUCCGUCUCAAUCCUCCCAGGCGACACCCGAGCCGGAGCUGGAUCUCGAGCACGAGCCCCCGACAAUGCUGCCUGUGUCUCUCGAGAACAUCCUCGACACUCCGAUGGAGAAUCAAACAGCCUCGUUGAUGACGAGCCUGCAGGACAUGUUCCUCAAGAUCCGGUCACAGAAAAAACGCACGGGUGUCUUUGGGCCAAAGGAGUUUAUCCAGACGCUGAAGAGUGAGAACGAACUCUUUCGCGGUGCUCAGCAGCAAGACGCACAAGAGUUCCUGAACUACCUGUUGAACGCCAUUGCCGAGAUUUUGGUCAAGCAGCAGAAAGAGUAUAUUCGCAAGAUCCGAUCCGAGUACGAGAGAGUCAACCGAGAUAUGCAAUCGCGGCUGGCCACGACCGGAUCGGGAUCCGCAGAAGAUCAGCCAAAGGAUAAUGUCGAGCCGAACCAGCCUGCUAGCUGGGUCCACGCUAUCUUCGAGGGGGUCUUGACGAACGAAACCAAGUGUCUCACUUGCGAAACGGUCACCAACCGUGACGAGGCUUUCUUGGAUCUGUCCGUCGACAUUGAACAGCACUCCUCUGUCAGCAGCUGUUUGCGGAACUUUUCGUCGUCCGAAACUCUAUGUCACAAAAACAAAUUCUUUUGCGACACGUGCGGCAGUCUGCAAGAGGCCGAAAAGCGGAUGAAGAUCAAGCGUCCACCCAACGUCUUGGCCAUCCACCUCAAGCGAUUCAAGUAUCAAGAGCGAGUGCAGAGAUACGUCAAACUGUGCCAUCGUGUUUCAUUUCCACUGGAGCUGCGACUCUUCAACAUGGUCGACGAUGUCGACGAUGUGAGCCGACUCUAUAGUCUCAGCGCUGUCAUCGUUCACCUGGGCAGCGGCCCGUAUCACGGCCAUUACAUUGCACUCGUAAAGAGCAACUCGCGUUGGCUGUGUUUUGAUGAUGAGCAUGUGACGGUCGUCGAGCCGCACGAACUCAACAAAUACUUUGGUGAUCACACGAGUCAAGGGACAGGAUACAUAUUCUUUUACGAGUCAUUCUCCAGUACCGAUGCCAUGCAGCUCGUUCGAGCUAUGGGCACCAAGACCGAAGAAGCACCGGCGGCGAACGGCCUCCAACACAUUACUUCAGAGAGCGAGCCCAACUUGGCUGUGCAUGCCAACCACAACGACGCCGAGUCAAUCAGCAGUUCGAACACAGGCGGCACCAAGAACAACGACAGCACCUCCGUUACGGGCAGCAGCGGUCAUGGUCAGGGAGCGGCUGGGGCCGCGAACACCAAGGCAACACAGCUGGCUGAACAGGACAAAAAGAGACGCAACAGGAACAAACGGCCAUCACUCCCUCAGCUUUCGCCGAGCCAUGCUCCGCAGAGCUCAGUCCACAAUCCACCAGACGAGGACCCAUACCCGCUGCCAGCGUAUCGGUCCAACACGAUCCCUGCCUCUGCACCCGCUUCGGCACAUCCCAACAAGGACGAAGGCUUCAAGCUGCCAGAUCCGCCUUCGUUGCAGCCCAGCAGCGAGCUCAAGGAAAAGGAGGGCUGGAACUGGCCGUUUGGGCGCAAGGGAAAGGCGACUUGAAGCAACAUCCACUGGCGUGAGUAUCGGCAUCCCCAAGCAUGGCGCAUCCAUAUCUCUGUCCCACCCCAUCCUGCCCAUGCACAUUUGAGGCAAUACACAUCGAUAGACUGCAG
This is a messenger RNA of Polychytrium aggregatum, 2327 nucleotides long. RefSeq lists its product as uncharacterized. The coding region runs from base 160 to 2214 and encodes 684 amino acids. Gene Ontology annotation, molecular function: cysteine-type deubiquitinase activity; cysteine-type endopeptidase activity. Gene Ontology annotation, biological process: protein deubiquitination. NCBI's taxonomy places the organism in Eukaryota, Fungi, Chytridiomycota, Chytridiomycetes, Polychytriales. The record is from RefSeq and is a predicted model, not a curated record. The transcript is spliced from 12 exons. Gene Ontology annotation, cellular component: cytosol; nucleus.